UAACACCUACAAACUACAAAAUAAAAUUAUUAAUCUAAAUUCAAUUGUAGAUGUGAUUUUCUUGGAUCUUGUACUAAAAUAAGAAAGCUCAGCAGCCCCCACUGUGUUAGAGGACGUCCAUUACUGCAUUAUGUGUUCUCUGCUGCUGUUCCAACCACCUCCCCCUGAUGGCUAUGUCACAGUUUGUGAGGCCAACAGUGAGUUAAUUGCUUGUCGGGCAGAUGACACGAUGUCUCAACAAAGGUAUAUGCAGGGUCUAACUUACCCUGAGGUCAGUCUGACAGGAGAGGCACUGAGGACCUCGUUGUCCCAGGAACAUGCUAAGUCUGCCUUUAUAGAACAUAGAACAUCACUGAGGAAGAGGCUGCUAUAUGCAUGGCAUGAACACGGUUUAUCAGGGGUUGUGGCUGAGCUAGGAAGCAGUCGCCUGGAAGGUUCUCCAUGGAUCAGCUCUGUGGCAUGUGGAGUAAUGGCAGUCAUCAGAUGGGCAAACUCCCUCCAUGGCUCCCUUUUUCCUCAUCUUUCACUUUCUAAUGAAGACAUGAUUGCUGAGUUUUCUUCAUCGUCAGACUGGAGGCAUGGUCCUAUCAGAGCGUUUUCAUGGCACCCUCACACAGCCAAGUUUGCCCUAGCGCUGAGGGAUGAUUCUGUCAGAGUUUAUACCACCGGGGUAGGCAUAGUGCCCACCCUGAAACAUAAGCUACAGAAAGGUGUGGCAGACUUAGCUUGGCAGCCUCUGUCAGCCUCAGUUCUAGCAGUGGCAUGUCAAACUUGUGUCUUGAUAUGGCACGUGGAUCCGUUGUCAAUGGCAACAAGGCCGUCCACUAGUUCAGUCCAGGUCCUAAGUCAUCCAGGACAUGGUCCAGUGAUCAGUCUCGCCUGGUGUCCACAAGGGGGCGUCUUGGUAUCUGCCUCACCAGUGGACACUGCCAUGAUGAUAUGGGAUGUUGCCAUGGAGACUGCCAUACCACUGCGCCGUGUGGGUGGCGGAGGUGUGUCAAUGCUGAGGUGGUCAGCUGAUGGGUCAAAGUUGUUCUCUGGUACACCUUCUACUGUGUUCAGGGUUUGGGAAACACAGACAUGGAGCUGUGAGAAGUGGACCAAGUUGACAGGCAGGUGUCAGGCUGCUUGUUGGAGUCCUGAUGGCACUGUACUGCUGUUUGCCACCAAAGAGGAGCCUGUGAUAUAUCUCUUGAAAUUCACCUCAACCUUGGAUGAAACAGAUCAUUCAAUUGGUGGGUCCAAGGUGGCUGUGAACUCAGUUGACCUAUCAGUGGUGGAGUUAGAAAAUGAGGAUGGACCUCAAAGAUUUGGGGGCUGUGUGCAGACGAUGGCAUGGGAUCCUAGUGGAGAAAGACUGGCAGUGCAGUUUAAAGGUGAAAACUCAGAUCUCAUUGCUCUCUUCAGAACUCGUGUGUCACCUGUCUUUGAAAUAAUGCCAUGUGGUAUAGUGAGAGGGGAAGAGGGUGCAGAGGCUCAGAUGAUUGCCUUUCAACCCAGUUUUGAACAACAGGGGGCACUGCUGUCCGUGGUUUGGUCCACAGGACAAGUUUCAUUCAUCCCUCUUUUCUUCCUGCCAUCAUCAGCGGUAAUUACUGACAGACCGAUGGCAGUCAGGACAUCUAAUGGACAGAUGGAAAAUGGCUUUUUGCACACCCAUCCAGGCUGGUAAAGAUGAAAUAGCAUGAAGUGAAGGAACAGCGCAGAUACUUGAGCAAUUAUGGUGGUGGUGUAAUUGCACGACCCUUGGCUUUAACUUGUAUAUCGUCUUUGUAAUGAUUGGUGGAACGAUCAUAUUCUGUCCAUUUCACGACCUGCUUUCUCCCAGCUCACUUUGACAUAAAAUAUCUGCCGUUCGUUAAUCAAGUAUUCUUUUUGUGUAAGUUCACAUUCAAUCUGGAGAUUUCAAGUCUUCUUCAAAGCGCAUUGAAAAGUCACAGUUCUUUAUAUCAUUUUAAAAUGGUAUGAUUAUAAUCCCCUUUAAAGUACAGAUUACUCUAGAAAGAAUGGUAAGCCAUGUGCAUGUAAGUAUUUACUUAAUAAAA
Lingula anatina is the source of this 2045-nucleotide messenger RNA. Its product is annotated as aladin. Gene Ontology annotation, cellular component: nuclear pore. NCBI's taxonomy places the organism in Eukaryota, Metazoa, Brachiopoda, Lingulata, Lingulida, Lingulidae. The record is from RefSeq and is a predicted model, not a curated record. Gene Ontology annotation, molecular function: protein binding. Gene Ontology annotation, biological process: nucleocytoplasmic transport.